AUGUCGAAUCCUUUAUCACCCCUUUCACCCUCCUACCAGAAUUCACGAGCCCGGUCUUCUCCCAAGAUGGGCUCGUCGCCUUUCGUCACAGAACCCUCGGCCGCAGACGCUAUGGUUCCUUCAAGUCCGCUGAAGCAAACCUGGUCCGAUCGCAAGACUACACAAAGCCCACGCCCUUCCUACCCGAUCGAUCUCGACAACGAGAACGAAGAAAACUUCCAGCCUAACGACUUUCACGCGAACAAUGACUACCAUGACUACCAUGACCAUGACCAUGACCAUGACCGCGACGACUUCCGAGAGCCGGAUUCAGAACCGGAACCUGCGAGCUCGCCCUUCCGGCCCGAUGCCCGCGAAGACACGGUUGAUUUCCAAAAAUUACACGAAUAUCAACAUCAACAAACGACACCGGCAGCGGCAGUAAUGACGCCACGGCAUAAAUUUCGUCCUGUACAACCGGAGGAUCAAGAACCGAUGAGUUCUCCCUUCCGACCCGAUGCGCAAGACGAAGACGAAAACGAACCCGAGCGCGAAACAGUGGACUUUGACCGAUUGCGCAAUGCGCACCCUUUAUCGCCGGGUCUGGAUAAGAGACUUGCGCUCGAUGAUCCAGCCAGUUCGCCGUUCCGACCUGAUGUGCGCGAUGGAGAUGAGAAUGAUUCAGUUGACUACCAACAAUUGAGAGACGUCGAGCCCUUGUCGCCGGGCCUGGAUAAGAAACUCGCGGUGGAGGAUCCAGCUAGUUCGCCUUUCCGACCUGAUGCGCGCGAUGAGACUGUUGAUUUUGGGAAAUUGCGUGAGAUGCAGCGUCUUUCGCCGGAUCGGGGAGAACCAUUACAACCGGAGAGUUCACCUUUUAGAGCAGAUGUGCGGGGAAAUGUUGAGAUUGAUGACUUUGAUGAGCAAGAAGAAGAGCUUCGCCCAUCUUCACGCGAGUCGAUUGGUCGUGUCCAACAAUCACCUUCUCCGGCCCCGGCUGGUGCAUAUGACUCUCCGGUUCAGCUGGACGCGCAAGAAGAAACACAGGUGGACAAUAUCGAGCGCGAGGAGCUAUUUCACGAAUCGUCGCAAGAGGAGGUCGAACAGCGCUUGCCAGUUGUGGAACAAAGCUCACCAUUGCGACAGGAUGUCCAUGAGAAUUCGAACCAAGCUAUUGCCAAUUCUGAAGAGCUGCACAAAGUCCCUCGCAAACCAAUUGGACGCGUCGAGAACUCCCCUCCGGUUCCAACAGCCACACGCUCCUCGCUAUCUAGACAAAGAUCCCCCGAUAUGGCGCUUGAGGUGCAGAAGCUCCGUUCUUCGCGCCCAUCACUCCGCACAUCGCUUGGGCUCGAAGGGCGGCAAUCAUUUGCAGCUACGCCUCGUAAGCGAUCUUUCGACGAGACACCGCGAGGCCAGGAAGAAGCGCAAGCCCAUGAGUCGUGCAAGAAGGGCAUGGUUAGCAGGCCUGAAGUACCGGAUAUUCACGUCGAUCUCGAUGAAGAAUCCAGUGUCAUUCAUAAUGAGAGUCUGUUGUCAAUGACAAGCGCUAUGCGAGACCAGUCUACGAUCGCAAACAGCAUGAUGGAAGAUAGACGCAACGAGGGGAUGUCAACGUUUCUCCCAGAGGAUGACAACGCUGGUGCGAAUGAAAACUCCGCGCUGGGAGAUGAUUAUCCUGACUCGAUGGAUGAGACUGGCUUAAGUAACUUCUCUGUUUUACCCGACAUGACCUCCUUUGCAAAACUCCGAGCCGACUCGCCUCUUAAGUCGAUGCGUGGCAGUAUCGGACACGGUCAAUCUCAGAGAAACGAUAUGUAUCGACAGAGCGCCGGCCCCUCUACCCCGGAACUGCUCGACGAUCCUACAACAGGGCGAGUGCCCAUCUUGAUACCGGAUCACCUGCUGGAUCGCCCACGCCCCGACAUCGACCAUCCCGCGAUUUGGAGAACUCUCGCGCAGCGCCGAACUUGCUCGAUUUUGGCGAUUCCGUGA
Messenger RNA from Penicillium manginii, 1974 nucleotides. RefSeq lists its product as uncharacterized. The coding region runs from base 1 to 1974 and encodes 657 amino acids. The record is from RefSeq and is a predicted model, not a curated record. The transcript has a single exon. NCBI's taxonomy places the organism in Eukaryota, Fungi, Ascomycota, Eurotiomycetes, Eurotiales, Aspergillaceae.